GGGAUAGUGCUGAUCAUAAAAGAGCUGGUCUUUCCCAGAUACUUUACAGAAGAUGACAUUAUAAGCAUCCAAUUAACUGGGUGAAUUUGUGCGCAAGCAGAAGAUCCUGUAACAUUUCUCACAGAUGGCAGUCCAGUCUCUUCUUGAAAGCUUCCAGUGAUGAAGCUCCCACAACUUCUGAAAGCAAGUUGUUCCAUUGGUUGAUCGCUCUCACUGACAGAAAGUUUCUCCUCAUUUCUGGAUUUAUUCACUGAUCAACUAUUACAAUCUGAAAAUGCUUCUGACUUUGUUCCUUGUUAUCCUUGGGACCCAGGCUUCUAAAACACAGCAACCUGCCUCUGAAUCUGUAGAUGUUGUCCUUCUGAUUGACAGCUCUAAUACCCUCGGCAGACAAGGUUUUCUCUCAUUAAAAAAUAAUGUGAAUAGAAUGAUCAGCAAUCUUCCAAUAGGGCCAAAUAAAUAUCGCCUUGCACUUGUUCAAUACAGUGAUGAUAUCCAUGUUGAAUUCCAGCUGGAUAACUUCAGAGGAAAAAACCCUAUGCUGAACCAUAUUAAAAAGAUAUUUUCAUUCCGGGGUGGCCCUUUAAGGACUGGGAAUGCCCUACAAAAGAUCCACAAGACUAUUUUUAAGGCACCAAGAAGAGACAGACACCAGGUUUUGAUCGUUACAACUUCAGGAGUAUCACAAGAUGAUGUGGAAGGACCUGCCACAUUAAUGAGAGAAGAUGGGAUAAAAAUAAUUGCUUUAGGAAUGCCGAAUGCAUCUGAGCAAGACCUACAGUCAAUGGCCACACAUCCAUUCAGUUACCAUUUUGAUACACUAAAAGAUCUGCAAAAGUUUUCCUCAAAUAUAUUGUCUGUCAUUGAAUCAGCUGUAACAAUAGAUGAGAGCUUAGUCAUCUCCACAACUAACCCACCAAGUACAACUUUUGCUCAUAGCAUACCCAUAAAAGUUGCGGAUUGUUCUGAUGAUUUAAUUGCAGAUGUUGUGUUUGUGGUCGAUGAAGUCGUUUCACCUACAAAUAGUGAAUAUAUUGUAUCUUUCUUACAAAACACAGCAACCUCUCUUGAUGUGCAGAAAAGCUGCGUCAGAAUUGGUCUAGUGACAUACAGCAAUGAGCCUCGUGUACUUUCUCAACUUAACACAGAAACAGAGAUAAACAAUCUUGUAUUUAAGAUCAAGAGCUUUUCUCCCAGGGAAGGAAAAGCCAAAUUAGGUGCUGCCUUGAACUUUACCAGAGAAAUAAUUUUUACUGAAAGUGCUGGAAGCAGAAAGACAGAAGGUGUGGAACAAAUAGCUACCAUCAUCACCCACAGAUCCUCUGAGGAUAGUGUAACUGAAGCAUCAAGUCUCCUUUUGCAGAAGGGUGUGACGGUAUUUGCCAUAAGCAUUGAAGGGGCUAAUAUCACACAGUUAGGGGGAGUAGUAUCCUAUCCCCCAAAUAGAAAUAUUAUAAAAGUUGACCAUUUUUCAAACCUCACAGAUAAGUCUAAAAUUUUUAAGGAAAAACUGUUUGAGCACAUUCAUUUGUUUUUUGCCCAAGCCGAAAGAACAAAAGAAUUCCGAUCAGGAUGCAUGGAAACAGAAAAGGCUGAUAUUUACUUUCUCGUUGAUGGUUCAUCAAGCAUCAGCCCCUCCGAUUUUAUUAAGAUGAAGACAUUCCUAAAGGAAGUAAUUAAGAUAUUUACCAUAGGACGUAAUCAUGUUCGAUUUGGAGUUGUUCAGUUUGCAACUGUUUAUAAAAAAGAAUUUGAACUUGAUGAGUAUACAAAAAUCAGCCAUGUAGAAAAAGCCAUUAAUAAUAUAAUCCAAAGGGGAGGAGAUACGUAUACUGGAGCUGCUAUACGGUCUAUGCAGCUAUUAUUUGAAAAGGCAAAAAACCAGCGAGAGGGCAAAGUUCCUUCUUAUCUCAUUGUACUGACAGAUGGAAAAGCACAUGAUAAUGUGCUGGAACCUUCUAAAAUGCUAAGAAAAUCAGCUGUCAAUAUUUAUGCUAUUGGUGUGAAACCUGCUAAUAUUACACAGUUAAAUGAGAUUGCAGACUCAAAAUCAAAGGUUUACUAUGCGGAACAGUUUGAAUCCUUGAAAAAUAUAAAAAAUAAAAUUGUUCAAGACAUAUGUUCUGAAAAAGCCUGUGAGAAAAUGAAAGCUGAUGUCAUGUUCUUAGUGGACAGCUCUGGAAGUAUAAGCGAUCAGGAUUUUGAGAAGAUGAAGAAGUUCAUGCAAGAAUUGGUAGAUAAGUGCAGUGUUGGUCUAGAUGAAGUACAAUUUGGUGUUGUUCAGUUCAGUAGCACCAAUAAAGAAGAGUUCCAACUCAACUCAUCAAAAGAUUACAUUAUUAAUGCUAUUGGGAACAUGGCUCAAAUGCAACAGAACACUUAUACUGGAAACGCUCUGCAAUUUGUUUCUGAUUAUUUCAAACCAGCAAAAAAAGCACGGCCUUCUGUCAACAAAAUUCUUAUCCUCCUCACAGAUGGGGAAGCACACGAUGAUGUAAGAAAACCAGCCAGUGCUCUAAGAAAAGAAGGUGUCAUUAUCUAUUCCAUUGGGAUUAUUGGUGCCAAUGGUACACAAUUACUAGAGAUCAGUGGGACAGCUAAAAAUAUGUUUUACUUGACAGAUUAUGAUAGUCUAAAAUACAUAGAGAAAGACAUCAUGUUUCACAUAUGCAGUCCAUAUAAAGCGUGCCAAAGGAUAACCCGUUUAGAUCUGGUUUUUGUAAUUGAUAGUUCUAGCAGUAUUGGUGAAACUAACUAUGCUCUCAUAAGUAACUUCAUAAUUGGCAUUGUAAAUAAGUCUGUUGUAGGUGAAGAACAUGUUCAGUUUGGAGCAGUAAAGUAUUCCGAUAAUCCAGAAAUUAUGUUCAAGCUGAAUACUUACAGUAAAAGAUCAGAUAUCAUUAAAUUUAUUCAGGACAACAACACACUUUUAGAGGGACGUACAUAUACAGCAAAGGCUCUUCAGUUCUCAAAAGAUCUUUUAACUAAAGAGAAUGGCAGCCGCAUACACCAUGGUGUCCCUCAAGUUCUUAUGGUCAUAACUGAUGGAGUAUCUCAUGAUAAGGCAAUUCUGAAUAGCACUUCAAAUGAACUCAGAAAGAAAGGAACUAUUAUUUAUGCCAUUGGAAUAAAAGACGCAAAUCCUGAGGAACUUGCAAUCAUGGCUGGAUCAGAAGACUAUUGGUUCUACAUGCCAUCAUUUGAGGGACUAGAAAAAAUAACCACGAACCUGUCAAAUCAAUUGUGCACUGAUUCAAAACCAGAAUGUGAUAUUGAAGCAGAACUUGUUAUCCUAACUGAUUCCAGAAGUAUCCCUGACAAAGAACUGAAAGCUGUGAAGGAUUUUGUGAUAAAUUUGCUUAAGUCAAUUAUAAAUAAAGACAAUAUUAUAGUUGGGAUGGCCCAAUUCAGAAAUACACUUCAAGAAGUAUUCCAGCUUGGUGCUUAUCAAAAUCUACCAGAAUUAUAUAGUAAAAUCACUAAUAUGUCACUGAUUACAGGGGGCUCCACAUUGAUUGGACAUGCCCUCAAAGAAGUCAAAACCUUUUUCAAAACCAGCAAACAAAGAGUAGCUCGAAAUGUUAACCAAAAGUUGCUCAUAUUUACUGAUGGAAGAUCAGAUGAUGAGUUUUUUCAAGCAGCAAACGAUCUGAGAGAUGAAGGUGUGGAAAUCCAUGCAGUUGCAGUAGGAAAUGUGAUGGAUUCAAAACUUCUGCAGAUUACGAGUCUCCCAAGCAGAAAACAUAAGGUUGAUGAUUACAGUGAUCUAAAAACACUUGUAAAUCAUGUAAAGAAGGAAAUUUGUGAAGAGACUACUGAAGCAACAUGUUUUGUAGAUAUUAUUAUUGGAUUUGAUAUAUCAUCUCAGAAGCCAGGAAACAAUUUAUUCAAUAACCAACAACAUUUGGAGAUUCAUCUUCCUGAUAUUGUAAAAUACCUAACAUCUUUAAGCAGCACAAGUUGCUCUAAGGGUAAAAAAGUACAAUUCAGUGUGACUAUUUCAGUAGAAAAUACAAAUGAACCUUUCUGGACACAAUUCCAUCAUGUUCAUGACCCAAAUAUAAUAACAAAACUUAGAAACACUGUGGUCAACAGACCAUCUCAUCUCAACAUCAACUUCUUGGAUGCUAUUUGGAAUUUAGUUAAAAAUGAGAUUGACAUAAAAAAUCGAAACACGGUUUUACUUAUUUUCUCAGAUGGCUUGGAUGAUAAUAUAAUAGCACUUAGACAAAAAUCUGAACAGCUUAGAAUACAAGGACUAGAUGGACUAAUAACAGUUGCUUUGGAAGGAGCCAAAUAUAUUGAUCAACUUCAGCAUAUUGAAUUUGGAAAGGGAUUUGGAUAUAACACUCAAUUAUUUAUUGACACAGAAAAUGUUGCUAAGAGGCUCUUUCAGUAUGUGGACCAAAUUGCUGAGCGAAAAUGCUGCUGCAUAUUUUGUAGGUGUGAGGGAGAAGAAGGACCCCGUGGAGAAAGACGAGAAAAGGGGCACAAGCUGAAAGGAAAGGAUGGAGACCAACUCUUUGGCCACUCCUACCAGGAAUUGCAGCCAUUCCUCUUCUCAGAACUGAAAAACAAGAUUGCACCGCUGAUGGCACUAUCCAGGGAACUGGUUCGGGAGCAUGACACAGAAGAUUGUUCCAUGUGUCCUGAAGAUCAGUAUCCAAGCAUGGAGCAAGAUCGAUGUCUCAACAAAACAACGAGUUUCCUGUCCUUCGAAGAACCUUUAGGGAUCAGUCUGGCUUCAGCUGCUGUUUUCUUUUCCCUCAUGACAACCAGUGUGCUUGGAAUUUUCCUUAAGCGUAGAGAUACCCCCAUCGUCAGGGCCAACAACCGGGACCUCACUUACACACUCCUUAUCGCCCUUUUACUCUGCUUCAUCUCUUCCUUGUUAUUCCUGGGUCAGCCAGGGAGAGUAACCUGUCUUUUCCGGCAACCAGCAUUCAGCAUCAUCUUCUCACUUGCUGUUUCUUGUGUAUUAGCUAAAACUGUUACCGUGGUUGUAGCUUUCAUGGCUACUAAGCCAGGUUCUUCAAUGAGAAAAUGGGUAGGAAAAAGAUUGUCUCUUGCCAUUGUCCUCUCUUGUUCUCUUCUUCAAGCAGGUCUUUGCAUUAUAUGGCUAGUAACAUCUCCUCCAUACCCUGAGUUAAACAUGAAUUCCCUUACAGAAACCAUGAUUCUGCAAUGCAAUGAAGGUUCCAUCUUCAUGUUCUAUUGUGUGCUAUGCUACCUGGGCUUUUUGGCCAUUGCCAGCUUUAUUGUGGCUUUUUUUGCCCGUAAUUUACCUGACAGUUUUAAUGAAGCCAAGUUCAUCACUUUUAGCAUGUUGGCCUUCUGCAGUGUGUGGAUCUCCUUUGUUCCAACUUAUCUGAGCACCAGAGGAAAAGCCAUGGUGGCUGUGGAGAUCUUCUCCAUCUUGUCCUCCAGUGCUGGCUUAUUGGGAUGUAUCUUUUUCCCCAAAUGCUUCAUCAUCCUGACAUAUGGAUCAUUUCCUAUGGGAGAAAUUGAUACCAGUCAAUCAUCUUCACUUUACUUUAUGGCUCCAAAUGAAGUUCCUCAGUAUAUCGGGAUAAUCCGAUUGCUUCAGCAUUUUGGAUGGAAAUGGAUUGGGCUCUUUGCUGCGGACACUGAGAGUGGAGAACAUUUUCUGCAGAAAUUGGAGCUUUUGUUUUUCCAGCAGGGAAUCUGUUUAUCUUUUGUACAAAGAUUUCCAAAGUUAUUGCGUUUGGAUGACCUGGGUGAAUUUAAUGAUAUCAUGGCUGAGUUUUAUACACAUUUCACAGAUGUUAAAACCAACGCCUACAUCAUCUAUGGAGAAUCUUUGACGUUAGCCUGGUUGACAGCUCUCAAAUCUGUAUGGGAAGCUGCAAAUCGGGGAAAUGCAUUUUUAAGCAAGGUGUGGAUCACCACCAGCCAAAUCGAUUUUACAUUAACAGGAACCCAAAGGGAAUGGAACCUCCAGUUUUAUGAUGGGGCCAUUGCCUUUCAAAUCCAUUCCAGGGAAAAUCUGGAAUUCGAGGAAUUUCUCCGGUCCAUAAAACCUCAUGCAGGGCAAAGAGAUGGAUUUCGAAACCAUUUUUGGGAGCAAGCUUUUGACUGUUUCUUUCCUGAUUCAAGACUGUCAUCAUUGGGAAGCCAAGAAUGCACUGGGGAAGAAGGACUGGGAAGCCUUCCGGAAUCUCUGUUUCAAUUACAGGUAAACGGGCACAGCUACAGCAUCUACAAUGGGGUUUAUACUGUGGCUCAUUCUUUGCACAGCAUGCUAGCCAGAAGAUCCAAUUUGAGAAAAGUUUUGGCAGAUAAAGUGGCUGAAUCUCCAGAACUACAACCGUUUAAGGUAACAUUUCUCCAACAAACUUUCUUUCUUUUCAGUGAAGAAUUUUGUAAAGAAUAA
Messenger RNA from Thamnophis sirtalis, 6394 nucleotides. NCBI's taxonomy places the organism in Eukaryota, Metazoa, Chordata, Lepidosauria, Squamata, Natricidae. The record is from RefSeq and is a predicted model, not a curated record.